UUGGUUGACAUUUGACAGUUCACUGCACAACACGGAGACGGGAGACUGCAGCACGGCUACGCAACCUUUAAACUGCAGUGAAGAAAUCAUGCAAAAUUUAACUAAAUUUUAGUAGUAGGUAGUUAGCAAAUUUUAUAAAUGGAUUGGAUAUUAUCAGACGAAUUAUCCCUUACUGUUGGGACAGUUGUGGGUUGGAUUAGUGCGGGAGGUAUGAUAAUUGGUGGUGUAAUACCCUACAUCCCCCAAUACAGGCAAAUUAAAAGAACUCACGACGCUGAAGGGUUUUCAUUGCACGUUUGUUUAGCUUUACUUAUCGCAAACACCUUAAGGAUACUCUUUUGGUUCGGGAAGCAUUUCGAAUACCCUCUUCUUAUUCAAAGUUUAAUUAUGAACGUUAUGAUGUUCACCAUGAUACAUUUAUGUGUGCGUGUCAAAAAUAAAAACCAGCUACUGCAGGCACGCCAGCGAAUUUUUACAGCUAAACCCACUGAGGUGGUGCGAUUGCUUCGAUCCAAACCACCACGCUCUUCACAUACUAUCUGUGACUUUGAUCCAAAAUUCUUUUGGAACUGGUCGGAUUUCCAAUCGUACCUCGACUGCAUGCUGGUAUUUACUAUCCUAACGUCACUUCUAAUGUAUCUGCUUAUCGAUCAAUCGUAUUUCGUCGAACUCGUCGGAUUUUUGGCUGUGUUCACCGAGGCCAUGCUCGGUACUCCACAACUUGUAAAAAAUUUCCAGCACAAAUCGACGGAAGGCAUGAGCAUCAGUAUGGUGAUAAUGUGGACGUGCGGCGACAUAUUUAAAACUUUGUAUUUUUUAUUUCGCGAGGCGCCGUUGCAGUUUUGGGUUUGCGGAUCGAUACAGGUUGCGGUCGACGUUUUAAUUUUGAUACAGGUUUACGUGUACAAACAACAUGAUGAACCUCAAAGGAUGCGACCUCACCGGGGGGAUUGAGUAGCCAUGGUGUGGACUCACGAUGAUACACAAAAUAACUUAAGUAUGAUACAGGCAAACCAAGUAGAUAAAUAUUGCAGAUACCCCCAUAAAAUGCAUCAUUUCAAUCCGACGACUUCCAAAACUACUUGUGAUGUUAGUAAAAGUUACGUAAUCAAUACGAUCUCGAGUACAGGACCAACUGGUGAAGUUAAUAGCGUUCAUUGGAGGAGUGCGGAAGCUAGUAACAAUCUUUUACACAAUCAAGAAACUAAAAAGACAAAUGUUCAUUUAAUACAAGCGGAGAUUCACAACGAAAAAUCUAAUUCCGCCGUUCCCUUUUUUAACUGUCAGUAUAAAAUACAAUGUAGUGAUCCAGUUGUUGAAGAUAAAAAUGUGAUUAUAGCCAAUGAGGUAUUAAAGAAAAAUGUUAAUUUUAGUAACUUUGAGAAAGGUUGUAAGUAUAAUUUUAAUUAUAACAGACACGGAAAAAAUAAAGUUAAUAUGCUUGUACAUAGGCACACGUUAUGACGUAAACUGUGACUGUUAACAAAAGUUUUUAUUGAUAAACGUUUAGAAAUAAUUGCAAAAUAGUUAUUUGUUAAAUAUUUUCUUAUAUCCUAACACUGUCGGUUAAUUUUAAGUCUUUUUAAUAUUUUUAUAAUCAUAUUGACGAUGAUUGUUUUCCAACACCCUCUAUUUUCACUGCAAAACAAACUUCAAUUUUUGCAAUUCCAAGGGUACAAUUAGUACAAAUAACACGUUUAGUUAAUUGUCAAUUAAAUCACUGUUUGCUGUUGUAGAACAGGGUUUGGGAACAGUUGAAAUAUAUCAGCUUGAAAGUUUUAAUGUCGAUUUACAAUAGGCGCUUUUUAGUUAGAUAUUGUGUAAAUUGGAAUCUGCUAAUAUGCUUUCUUUUGAAGGUGUUCCACCUUUACUCUGAACAUACCACGUAACUAACUCACUUUGCAAUACCCGACUAUUGAUAAGAAAAUGUGAUUUUUGUAUAAUUUUAGACCGAAAAACAUGUUUAUCUUUUGGUACCUGCUGUUUAGAAUAAGUUAUUGAAUGGCAUUUUUUUUAUUACAACGCGACUGAAGGUUUUCUUCUCGUUAAGAAUAUUUUGUAUUUAUUCCGAUAAUAUUUUUGUAGUCGAAGUAUAACUGAAAGCUGUAAUAUUUAUGAAUAGUCUGAUUUUUCUCUGUAGUAUAAGUGGGUACCGUUCGCUAUUUAUUGAACUAUUUGAUAGUUAAUCUUGUUACUCCUACUGUUUAUUUAUAUCGUUGACUUAGUCAAUUCCUUGUAAAAAAUAUUUUUUAUAAAAAAUAAAACAAUUGAUGCCUUAAAAUUAAA
Messenger RNA from Photinus pyralis (common eastern firefly), 2286 nucleotides. Its product is annotated as solute carrier family 66 member 2. The record is from RefSeq and is a predicted model, not a curated record. The coding region runs from base 139 to 954 and encodes 271 amino acids. Gene Ontology annotation, biological process: retrograde transport, endosome to Golgi; phospholipid translocation. Gene Ontology annotation, cellular component: trans-Golgi network; endosome. Lineage: Eukaryota; Metazoa; Arthropoda; Insecta; Coleoptera; Lampyridae. The transcript is spliced from 5 exons.